Molecule: messenger RNA, 2837 nt
Organism: Diachasmimorpha longicaudata
Lineage: Eukaryota; Metazoa; Arthropoda; Insecta; Hymenoptera; Braconidae
Product: sodium-coupled monocarboxylate transporter 1-like
Exons: 6
Coding region: 425-2281 (618 amino acids)
Biological process (GO): sodium ion transport; transmembrane transport
Cellular component (GO): membrane
Molecular function (GO): symporter activity
Source: RefSeq, a predicted model, not a curated record
UUAAAAUCAUCAGUCUUAAAAGAAAACUCCAGUUUAAUCCAGUCAACAGCGUCAAUCCCUUCAAAACGAGUCUCGAAUUAUUCUUCACCCAGUUCUUCAUUUUUUAUUUCUCUGACGAUCCCCUCGAACAAUCGGAGCAGAUUUUUUCUCAUUGAAAGGAAUAGCGGCAGUGAGAAGAGGUCAAGGGGACGUGGAACUCCUGACUUUUCAUUGUCCACUGCCUUAUUUUAUUUAUUUACAUUUAUGCGUUACAUCAGGAAGACGAGCAAAAUCAUUCAGAUCCAGUUUCGCACGUUUUUGUUGCCCUCCGUCGACUAGUGAAAUUCGAUAAUUAACGAUUUAGUUAAAACCGCUAAUUGUUUGAUAAAUAUUAGUAAUCGUAGGAUUUCCUGGCGACUGACGGAUAAUUAAGCUUUCUUCGAAGAUGAGGCCACGACUUCUAAUCCUCUUCCUGGCGCUGUCGACGUCCUCCGCGGAGCAGCGGACGGCCGAGGAAGAGUGUAAGGCUGAGCAUCCUGCCCUCCUCCACUUCUUCUCGUGGAUCGAUUACUCGGUUCUGGCAGUGAUGCUCCUGGUGUCGUGCCUCAUCGGCACCUUCUACGCAUUUUGCAGUAAAAAACAGGAGACGAGCCAGGAUUUCCUGCUGGGAGGGUCGAGUAUGGGGACUCUACCCAUGGCGAUGUCUCUAGCUGCCAGCUUCAUCACUGCCAUUGAGUUGCUGGGGAAUCCAGCUGAAAUGUAUGCGCAGGGCACACAAUUCUGGAUGACAUGUUUCGCAUUUAUCCUGGUAAUCCCCAUAACAUCGCGUCUGUACCUCCCGGUGUACAUGAAAUUGCGAUUGACAUCGAGUUACGAGUACCUGAAUUUGAGAUUCCACCGGCAUUGUAGACUCCUGGCGAGUGGUCUCUACAUGUUACAAAUGAUUUUGUAUACCUCGGUGGCUGUUUAUGCACCGGCGUUAGCUCUGAGUCACGUCACUGGACUCAACACUUACGUCGCCGUAUCUCUAGUCUACGUAGUCUGCAUUUUUUACGCAUCCCAGGGUGGCAUGAAGGCAGUGAUCAUGACGGACACCUUCCAGGCAGUGGUACUACUGCUCUCGUUGUUUGUGAUCGUCGCCCUGGGGAUGAUGAAGGCUGGCGGUAUAUCCUCGGUGUGGAGGGACAGUGCGGAGACUGAGAGGAUUGAGUUAUUCAUCAUGGAUUUCAAUCCAACUGUUCGACACAGUUUCUGGAGUGUCGUGGUCGGGGGGACCUUCUACUGGGCCACGAUGUUCUGCAGUAAUCAGGCAUCUGUGCAGAAGUACCUGAGUGUACAGUCCAUAGGGCAAGUCAGAACAGCCCUGUGGGUCUCCGCCCUGAGUCUAAUCCUCAUCUACACCAUCAACUUUCUCACCGGAAUGGUCCUCUUCACCGCGCACAAGACGUGCGAUCCCCUGAGGGCGUCCCACAUCUCAGGAAUGGAUCAACUUCUCCCCCUUUACGUCAUGAAUUUCAUGGGAGAGUAUCCCGGUGUGCCAGGUCUCUUCGUCGCUGGCAUCUUUGCAGCUUCCCUCGGCACUGUUGCAAGUGCUCUCAACUCCCUGGCGGCUCUCACCUGCGAAGACAUUCUCCAGGGGCUAUUUCACUUUCAAGUGCCUGCGAGCAAGGGGGCUGCAUACGCCAGGUGGAUCAGCAUCUUCUUCGGAGCUCUCAGCUUUGCUUUUGUCUUCGUCGUCGAACGUCUCGGUAGCGUUCUCCAGGUUGCUCUAUCCUUCAACGGAAUGGUCGGAGGCAUAACAUUGGGCAUGUUCACCCUGGGAAUGUUCAUUCCCUGGUCGAAUGCCAAGGGAACAAUCACAGGAGCUCUGACAGCCCUCGCCCUCGUCCUCUGGAUCUGUCUGGGAGCUCAGGUAGCCGUUAUCAAUGGAGAAAUCGAGGCAACCACCAAGAUAACGUCCAUCGAGUCCUGCUUCUGCCUCAACGAGACAUUACCUCUCCUGCCAGUGGACGCCCCAGUCAUCCCCGAGGUCUCCCCCCUCUACAGGAUCAGCUACUUGUGGUACAGUGCCAUCGGCUGUAUCGUCACAGUCCUCGUGGGGACCAUCGUCAGCUUCAUCACGGGUCCCCAAAAUCCAGCUGAUCUGGAUUACGACCUGCUGAGUCCACCCAUCAGGUAUCUGAUGAGAGACUCUCCGAAGAAAUCGCCCAACAACAUCGCUGGGAUUACAAAUUACGCAUUAGAAAUGGAAGAUGAGAAAGUCACGAGUGACAUUAGUAAAAGUCCAAAGGAAAAAUUUUAAUUGAAAAUUUUGUCUUGUGUGGAGAUUAUUCUGUUGACGGUUUUAACAAUAAAUUUCGAUCAAGUUUCUCUUGAAAAUAAAAAGACAGUCAAUUAGAUUUUCAAGACAUUUGGAAUUAUAAAAAAGCCGUCAAAUUUUCUCCAUCUAAUUUUCGUAUCUCACACUCCCUCACACGUCAAUAGAAUUUUUCCAUGCACGCGGGAUGAACUGUCCUCAGGGUCUGAAGUUCACGACUGAACAUAAUCAAAAGAUCUAAAGGUUGAAUAUGAUAUCUAGUUCAUUAAUGUGUACUACCAAUUGUAUUGUCUAGAUCGAUUAAGUGUUGUUGUUUCAGUGGGUUCGAGGCUCACAUUUGCGGCCAGUAGUUAAAUAUCUAACGACGUAAAUUUAAUUUAUAAGCUAUUGUUAUUGCACACGGCAUAGUAUUUUGGCCGGGUACUUAUGUCCCAUUAAUUGUACAUAUUUAUGACUUUAGUUUUACGCAGAUAAUUUUGUAUUCCAACUGAUCCAUUUGAUCGAUUGAUGAUGAUGAAAUAAUAACUGAAGAUAUUCAAAA